AUGGAGGUGAGACCAGAAUCAGUCGAAGAUUGGUGCAGCCUCAUGCCCAAUUUGUUGGAGGCAGAUGGUUGGCACCUGGCAUGCAGCGUUGCCAACAGCCAGCUCAUGCACGGCAGUUGUCCUUGGGGAGGUCGCUUGAUCAAGUUUCAGCUACGAGACAUCCGAGUGAAGAAUGCACCCCAGAAUGCUGGCACACUGAUCAUCAGACCAGAAGUUCGAUCUCUUCAGCAAAGGAACUGCUCAAUCAAUGGCAUCAACAUCAAGUCGUGGGAUUUCAUUGCUCCUGGUGAAGCCAUCGUUCAUGCAUCAGUUUCCUGCAGCAUCGUUCGACUUUGUUCGGUGCUCUUUGGCGACCUGGCUGCGCAAGUGAUGACCUGCUUCUACGAUGACAGAGCAACAUCGGUGGCUUGGCACCAGAUGGUGCGAAGAAAUUUUCCAACAGAUGGGGACAGUGCUUGCGCAUUCUGGAUGGAGGAUGCGGAGCAGCCGUAUGAGUACCUGAUCCUCACCAGGCCACAGGAAGAGAAGGAGAUGUUCACAGUGUUUGUGAUCGCUCGGGUCUAUGAAGACCGCUUUGCCAACUGGGCCAGUCGCCACUUCGCCUUGGUCCUGCGCCAGGCUCGGCGCACGGCGGAGAGUUGUCUGAACCGUCCGGGCGUCGUCGAGCUGCGCCGGGCGGAUGAGCGAUUCUAUGUGGUUCUCUCCAUGCAGAGCUUCAAGCGCGGCAUGCCGCUGGUCCCCGCUCUUCCUGGGGAGCAUUGCGUCACGGACAUUGAUGCCGGGCAGCCCCUGGGCCUGCGCCGAUGGACCCGCUUCGAGCCCGAUGAUUUGGAAAACCCCAAGUUCCAGCUGUCUCAGUAUAUUGGUUUGUUCGUGGAGCGCUUGGGUUUCCCGAUCGAAACCUUUGAUACCUUGGACGGGCAAACGCUGGUCCCGUACCAGUGUGUGGUGCGUCGCGACGCCUGGGAAGCUGUGCGCCAACGCUUCAAUGAGGCAUAUCCCUUACAGAAGACCGCCUACCGACAUGCCAAUGGCGGCUCCGGUGCCCCUGGCAUGCACGAGGACGUCAUGGCCCGUUUCGUCCCCGUGGCCCCGAAGGCCUGGAACAUGUUGGAGGAACAGCUGGCAGCAGCACGGGAACCCAAGUUGGUGGUCAGGAAGACCUUCUUGGAGAUGCAGGAAGAUGAGCAUGCUGAAGUUGGUCGACCAGCCAGGCGGCCCAAAACCCUCACCCUGGGCCGGGCAGGUUUCAGAGCCCACUGA
Cladocopium goreaui is the source of this 1263-nucleotide messenger RNA. The record is from the annotation of a GenBank genome assembly. NCBI's taxonomy places the organism in Eukaryota, Dinophyceae, Suessiales, Symbiodiniaceae.